GCAGAGCCCUGCUAGUUUUCAAAACCACUGUCAGCUAUACAAAUGAAACAAAUGUACACUCGGACCGAUGGAAAAUGUUUGGGAUGCAUUACAGAAGUCUCUUAUGAGAAGCCUCUUAACUACCCAGAACGAUUUGGACGCCUGCAGAGGGGUCAUUCUACGGUAUCCCCUGCCAUGUAUUGGAAUAGACUUUGGGGCUAUGAUGGAGUUUCUGGACGCGAACAGCUCCUUGCUCAGCAAAGAAUGCACAGUAUGAUCAGCUCAGUGGAUGUAAAGUCAGAGGUUCCUGUGGGAUUGGAGCCCAUCACACCACUGGACUUGCGAACAGAUCUCAGGAUGAUGGUUCCCAUGGUGGACCCUAUUAUGCGUGAAAAGCAGCUCCAGCAGGAGCUACUUCUGAUCCAGCAGCAGCAGCAAAUUCAGAAACAACUUCUGAUUGCGGAGUUUCAGAAACAGCAUGAAAACUUGACCCGACAGCACCAGGCCCAGCUCCAGGAGCACAUAAAGUUACAACAGGAACUCCUCGCCAUUAAACAACAGCAAGAACUCCUUGAAAAGGAGCAGAAACUGGAGCAGCAGAGGCAAGAGCAGGAACUAGAGAGACAUCGCAGGGAACAGCAACUUCCUCCCCUCAGAGGCAAAGAGAGAGGCCGAGAAAGGGCAGUGGCAAGCACAGAAGUGAAGCAGAAACUUCAAGAGUUCCUGUUGAGUAAAUCAGCAACAAAAGACUCUCCAACUAAUGGGAAGAAUCAUUCCACAAGCCGCCACCCCAAGCUCUGGGCUGCCCACCAUACCUCACUGGAUCAAAGCUCUCCACCCCUGAGUGGGGCCUCUCCGUCAUAUAAAUACACUUUACCAGGAGCACAGGAUGCCAAGGAUGAUUUUCCACUUCGAAAAACUGCCUCAGAACCCAACUUGAAGGUGCGUUCCAGGUUAAAACAGAAGGUGACAGAAAGGAGAAGCAGUCCCUUACUCAGGCGGAAGGAUGGGAAUGUUGUCAGUUCAUUCAAGAAGAGACUGUUUGAAGUGACAGAGUCAUCAGUUAGUAGCAGUUCUCCAGGAACAGGGCCCAGCUCACCAAGCAAUGGCCCUACUGGAAAUGUGACAGAAAAUGAAACCACACUUUUGCCAUCUAAUUCUCAAGCUGAGCACUUGGUUUCUCAACAACAUAUUCUGAUUCAUGAAGAAUCGAUGAACCUGUUGAGUUUGUAUACGUCUCCUUCUUUGCCCAACAUUACCUUGGGACUUCCAGCGGUACAAUCUCAGCUCAGUGCUUCAUCUUCACUCAAAGAAAAACAGAAGUGUGAGACCCAGACCCUGAGGCACGGAGUGGCUCUUCCUGGACUGUAUGGGGGAAACGUGCCUCCCUCUUCAGCUCCGCCUCAUAUUGCUCUAGAGGGAAAACCUAACAGUAGCCAUCAGGCUCUCCUGCAACAUUUGUUACUGAAGGAGCAAAUGAGACAGCAAAAGCUUCUUGUGACUGGAGGGGUUCCUCUCCAUCCACAGUCUCCAUUAGCAACAAAGGAGAGAGUCUCACUUGGCAUCAGAGUUGCCCACAAGUUGCCUCGUCAUAGGCCCCUGAAUCGAACCCAGUCAGCUCCACUGCCUCAGAGCACCUUGGCCCAGCUGGUCAUUCAGCAGCAGCACCAGCAGUUUCUGGAGAAGCAGAAACAGUACCAGCAACAGAUUCACAUGAACAAACUGCUCUCUAAAUCCAUUGAACAGCUAAAGCAGCCUGGCAAUCAUCUAGAAGAAGCUGAAGAAGAGCUUCAUGGAGAUCAUGCUAUGCAGGAAGAAAGAGCUCCCUCUAGUGGAAACAGCAUUAGGGAUGACAGCUGCAGCGUUUGUGUGGAUGACAGAAUAGGACAGCAUGUGGAGGCUAUGAAAGUGAAAGAGGAGCCACAGGACACUGAUGACGAUAAUCAAACCCAGCAAAUGGAAUCUGGGGAGCAGGCUGCUUUUAUGCAACAGGUGUUGUCUAUGACAAUCUAAUGCUGAAGCACCAAUGCAUGUGUGGCAACUACACCAACCAUCCCGAGCAUGCUGGAAGAAUACAAAGCAUCUGGUCGAGGCUGCAAGAAACUGGGUUGCUAAACAAGUGCGAGGUAAUAAAGACCAGGUAGCUUCAAAUGGCAAAAUAAUAAAUCCUAAAUCUGUGUCACUUCUGUAAUAAUAGAAUACAUUGUCUCUAUAAUGAUUGGUUGACAUUACUAAAAUAUUGCACAUUUUGAUGCCUCCUUUCCUCUCCUAAAAUGGAAUCUGCACACUGACAUUAAUUUUUCCACCUGUAGUUGUGUAAAUUUCUUCUACUUGUAAUACCAUAACAUGAAAUCCAGACUUCAGCUGUGUUCUUCACCUGGGGAUACAUAGAGAGAGAUAAUGUAAAGGAUGGAAGGGAUAGAUAGAUAGAUAGAUAGAUAGAUAGUGAUCAAUAGGGAGUUACAGUCUUUCCAAUAGGAUCAUUGUUUCUUCAGACAGCUAACAAUUUCACUUUUGUAACAGCAUAAGAACAUUGUGUUAUUUAUUAAUCAUCUCCAUUUUCUCCAUAAUUGCAUGCUUCACCUUGUCAUGUUUCUGCAUAUAAAACUUGCUUUCAUAAGGUUUUCUUAUUGUCCAGGAGUGAGAUGGAUAUUGGGUCAGAAAAUCAAGACAAGCCCAAUUCUCCAGACAAUAUCUGGGCAACUUUGGCAUUUAAUGUAUUUAUAUUUUAAUUUCCUUAACAUUUGCAACAUUGUUCAAUAUAAGGGAAGCUAAGCUCUGGAACAGGCUUCCAACAGAGGUUGUGGAAUACUUAUUAUAGGAGGUUUUUAAGAACAGGUUGAACAAACAUCUGUCAGGGAUGAUCUAGGUUUACUUGGUUCUGUUUCCACAUGGAUUGGGCUAGAUGACAUCUCAAGGUCCCUUCCAGCUCUACAUUACUAUGAUUUUAUGAUUGAGUAUUAGUGCAUAAUAAGUUAAUUAAAAGUGGACUGAAAACAGCCUACAGUCAUCAUUUUGCAAAUCUUGGAAACACCCACAAGGGGCUCAAUCUUGCAAGGCAUUUAAUGCCUCUUGAGAGGUGCUGAACAUGCUCACGUCUUAUUGAAGUCCCUGGAAGUUGUGGGUGCUCACUGAUUCUCAGGAGCAAGCCCUAGCAGAGCUCAAUGCACACUACUCCCAUAAGUAAAGUUAGCAGGUGCUUACGUUUUGCAGGAUCAAGUCAUUUCCUCGGCUCACAUACUCUGUUUUUCACAUUACAUUGUGUUGUUUACUAAUAUUUUUGCAAAUCCACAUGAACUAGCACUGUAGGUCACUUCUUCAGGAAACACUAACUAUUCACGGAGAUUUUUUCUCUGUAGAGAACCGAGCACAUAGAACUAUGAUGUAACAAGCACUGUAAUGGAUUUGUUAUAUACACUAAUUUAACAAAAUGGCAAUACUCUAACAGGCUGUUUUUUUUUCAUUUGCUUUCAUUUUUUUAAUGUUUUAGUAGGCUGUGACUCAGCAAGGUCCUCAAGCAUAUGUGUAACUUCUAGCAGAAGUUGUUCCAUCAAUUACAAUGGGUCAUGAACACAUGCUUAGUUAAGUGCUUUGCUAAAUUUGAGGCCUAAUUAUUUUGCUGACUCAGGGUCAUAAUGAACACAAAAGAACAUAAGUAAGAAGCAGUGUGGAUUUUCGUUACAUAAUCUCUGCAGUAAAGAAGCUGACAUUAGUAAUCAGUAAACUGUGUCGAAUCUUGGAAAGGCAGCACCUAUAAUGUGGUAUAAAUUGAUUCUUAGGUAUAAGUGUCACAUGCGUGAGGUAUAUUAUAGUUCUGUAGUCCAUUAGUUUUCUGGAAUCCAUGAAGUUCCAACAGCAUAUCUCAUUACAACAGCAUAUCUUGGAGUCUGCUUUUACUCUUCAUAUUACAGAUGUACCUAAACUAAACCCUGAAUCCUGACACUCCCAAUCUUUGGGAAAGUUGGAUUUAUGUAAGCGGGGGAAUAGUCCUGCUAUUGUGGGGAACUUUCCUGGCUUCUGCAAUACCCCGGUAAAGUGGGCUAGCGAAAGGAUCCGAGUCCUCGCUCCCACUUCUUUUACCAGUGGCCUCCCUGCCCUUGAGGACUCCCCUUCCACUCUCCUGUCUGGCAGAGUCCUCGUAACUCCAACAAGGCUGGGCCCAAGAUUCCUGGGGGGCUCAACCCCCAACCCUGCUGUGGUCACCUAGGACAGGGUCUAGGGUAUUCCCACUCCAGGGUACUCUCUCUGCACUGGGCACUUCUCUGACCCACUGAUUAUUACAUACAAUUUGAAGCAAAUGCAAGUUACUUAAUCAACAAUUAAUUUUAAAAAGAAUAAGGGGAAAUGGGAAAGGUUAAAGGAAACACAUCAACCCGCUCUGUGGCAGGGAACAUCACAAACAGCGUCUCUGGAAUGUCAGGGCAGGUCACAGUCUGUUCCUUGUAAGUCCCAGGCCUUCUUCUCAGGCCCUGGCUGUGCUGUAGGGAUGCUGCGAGUUGGACACUUGCUCUGGUGGUGGCCACAGGCUCUAGGUGACAGGGCCCUUCUUCCCAGCGUUGCCCCUGCCCUGUCAGGGUUACCAAUCCCCCUUCAAGUCUGGCCUGCAGAGCCUCCUGGCUGAGGCAUCUCCCUGUGUUGGGCCCACUGCCCAGGGUCCCCCUCGCUCUACCCAGCUGCUCACAACACCCGACUCCGGACUGCUCCAGCCCCAGCUCUAGCUCCAGCUCCACUCUGUCUUAGCUCCAGCUCCACUCUACCUCAGCAUGGCUGCUGCUCUGCCUCCAGUUCCCUGGGCUGCUUCUCUGGCCCCUCUGGCUCUGGUUGCUGCAGCUCUGCUCCCAGGACAGGUCUGCUCUGCAGGCUGCUUCUGUGACUCUGCUCCCAGCACGGACCUGCUUCCUGGGCUACUUUUCUGGCCCCUCUGGCUCUGGUUGCUGCAGCUCUGCUCCAGGGCAGGUCUGCUCUCUCAGGGCUGUGCCUCUGGCUUUGGGGCUGCAGCUCUGCUCCCAGCACAGAGUCUGCUCUCUGUGGGCUGCUUUUCUGGUCCCUCUGGAUCUGGCACAGCUCUGCUCCCCAGCUUAGCUCGGGCCCCUGCGUUCUCCUUAGCUCGGCCCCCACUCUGUCUGACCCAGGCAAUUCCAGCUCACACAGAGGACGGGACCUCCCUGGCCUCCUGACUCCCUGAUUAGCUUGCUCGCCGUGUCAUUCAGGCUGACCUGGAGUAUAGGCCUCUCCAUAUUGUUCCUGGGGAUUGGCAGUCUCAGGGUCCUGAUUCCCCAGGGACCCUUCCCCUUUGAGUACUGGGAGCUAGCAACUAAAACACUCCCACUGAAUAUUAGUAAGGGAGCAACAGUCCCCUUACAUUUGGAUAGAAAUGUUAUGAAUGGCCCCUAUCUACCUUUGUGAUGAGCCAAUCCCAAACCUUGGAUCUGAACACUUCUAAAACUUUGGGAAAUUUGGAUCUGGAACUUUGUGGUUCAGACCCAUACUGGAAAAUGUACAGAAUAAUGUAACUGGCAUGUUAACAGGUUACGUGAAGCUGCAACAAGCAGUGUGUAAAAAAUAAUCAGAGAGACAUCUAAAAGAAAAAAGCCUUAUUGUUUACAAACACUAUCAAAGCAGCUGCCGUAAUAGUUGUCUGAUCAUGGGUGGUCUGAAUGGUUUCCUUUCUUUUGUAUACACUGUUAUGUAAAUCAUUAAGGGCCAGAUUCAGAUGCCCUUACUCUGAUCUUAUAGCACUUCACAAGUCAUCCCACUGAUUAGUACUCAGUGUUAGCAAGGGUGAUAUAAUGGGACCCCAAACAUUUUAUAGGCCUGAAUACAAUUAAAGGUAAAAAAAAUGUUAUAUUUUUAUUAUGUGUAAUAUUAGGCCAAAAUAACCUUUUUCAUAUUAAAUAUUUAAAAUUUUCCCCUACAAUUUAGUUAUUUUAGAAAUUAAAAUGUAGCCUUUCAGAUCUUGUAGGAUCUUGUAAGUUUGCAGGAAAAGUAAGGUAAGUUUGUAUGAAGAAACAAAGCACUUCAACUCAAGCUGCAUUCAACUAAUUUGGUCCCCCUAUGUGUUUCAAAGAAAGCAUUUUGUGAAAGCUUACUUACGUUUUACAAAUGACAUUUCAUAGCUUGUUGUAUAUUCAUGUUUAAUUAUUUGAAGGAAAAUGGCUUCUUUGUUGAAACUAUUCAGAAAUUGCUAUUUUAAUGGUUCCAGUGUAAAAAUAGCUUUUUCAUCCAAUAAAGUGAAAUCUGAGGGGAUAUAAAUUUGAGGCGCUUUGAUAGGGAGAUGUAGGGAAGUGCACAUUGCAGGUGUUUGUCUUGAACUUGUUCUCUGGCUAAAGAGAGGAUUUCAUUUGACAGUCCAGUCUGUCUUUUACUUUUCAUGAACUCUAAGGCCAAGUUUCAGCAAAGCAUCUUAAGCACAUACUUAACAUUAAUCAUAUGCUUAAGUCUAACCUUAUUUAACAAAGCAUUUGCAGCAUUGGGCUACCCUUAGACCUUUUAGCUGUUCAUAUAAAGAUUUGUAAAAAAAGGUGUUGAAUGGAGUAGGUGUUUGUUUGUUUUUUACUCCUUCCACUUUGCUUUUACUCCAAAAUGGCUGGAUCAUUUCCCCAUCAACUUAAAGAAAAAUAAUAAUUCCCAUUCAGCCCAUGACCGAACCAUGAAAAUUUUAGUUUGAAUGGUGAGUUUUAGAAAGUUAUUAGUGACUGAAAACAGAGGGUUAGAAUGGAAUAAUUUAUACAGCAUUUGCAAUACUGCCGACUUUAAUUUGCGUGUAAAACAUUGACAUAAUAUUUUCAUAUAAGAUGAGCUGUUGCUUGUGCAUUUAUUGAUGCACCUACUCUGCCUGACAAAGGUCUAUGGACAUAGGAUAACUGAGUAAGUGUCAUGUGAUACAUCAGAACUGGGCAACUGAAAGUUGCAGAGUGCUACCUAACUGCUAGAUUGGACUUUGCAAUGUAUCCUAAGUAAGGAGUGUUUUGAUAAUUGGGUCUACAGAUUUACCCUAAUUAUUAGCUCAACUAUGAGAAGUGACUGAAAGUUUAUAAAAUGAUACAAUAGCCCAUAGCAAUAAAUGUUGAUGGGAAAAUGUGCAAAUGGGAGACAAAAAGACUGAAUUGGUCUUUCUCUCUUUUGGGAUCUUAAAAGAAAAGACUUGGGGGGGGGAAUGAAGAAGAAGAAGAUGUCUGCCAGAACCACUGCAGCAAGUUUCAACAUCAUGGCUGCCACCCGCACCAUCUCUUGGGACACUGGGAUUUUCUUUAACACUGCUGGGCGUCUGUCAUUCUGAUCCUGAAAGAUGUCCUGACUAGGCUGGGCCAGAGAGGGGAAACCAGAAGACAUCAUCACCUCCACCGGCUUUGGCUAAACCUGAACCACACCUGGGAUGUGAAACUUUGUCAUUGCCAUGCUUCAUGUGUCAUUUUUCUUCCCCACUGUGAACCUAGGUCCCCGUGUAUUCACAUACUACACACUACAGCAAGGAUAUUUCUACAAAAUAUGUCCUGUGAGGUAUCAUUU
Messenger RNA from Dermochelys coriacea (leatherback sea turtle), 7488 nucleotides. RefSeq names its product histone deacetylase 9 (gene HDAC9). NCBI's taxonomy places the organism in Eukaryota, Metazoa, Chordata, Testudines, Dermochelyidae. The coding region runs from base 43 to 1992 and encodes 649 amino acids. Gene Ontology annotation, molecular function: histone deacetylase activity. The transcript is spliced from 14 exons. Gene Ontology annotation, cellular component: histone deacetylase complex. The record is from RefSeq and is a predicted model, not a curated record. Gene Ontology annotation, biological process: chromatin organization; negative regulation of transcription by RNA polymerase II.